AUGUCCGGCCCGAGCACUGCCACGACCAGCUCCUCGUCGGCCCUGUCGACCUGGCUCACGACCCACCGCCGCGCCGUCCUCGUCGCGGCCGCGUCCCUCACCAUCUUGACCGCCGGCUCGCUCUACUACGCCAACUCGUCCUCGGCCCAAAAGACGGUGCGCGACACCGCCCGCGACGCCAAGAAGGAGGCCGACAAGCUCACCAAGGACUCGAAGAAGUCGCGCAAGGCAAAGGGCGCCGCCGACAAGCCCUCGUCGAGCCCGACCGGCUCGUCCUCGUCCUCGUCGGCCGACAAGGCCGCCCAGGUCAAGCCUGUCGACGAUGACGACCCUCUUCGACUCUCGGCCGCCGACAUCGAGGUCAUGGACAAGGAGGCCCGGUCCAAGUCGGCGUUGGCGCUCAAGGCGCGAGGCAACAAGCUGUACUCGGCCAAGCAGUACACGGACGCCAUCGCCUACUACACCAAGGCGAUCGAGUGCGAGGAGCAGGCCGUCUUCUACUCGAACCGCGCCGCGUGCUACACCAACCUGAACGACCUCGACCAGGUCGUCGAAGACUGCACCUCGGCCCUGCGCCUCGACCCGUCGUACAUCAAGGCCCUGAACCGCCGCGCGACGGCGCGCGAGCAGCUCGGCGGCCCGAACAACCUGUACAAGGCCCUGUGCGACUUUACGGCGUCGGCCAUCCUCGACUCGUUCCAGAACCAGGCGACGACCGACAGCGUCGAGCGCGUCAUGAAGCAGCUCGCCGCCGAGAAGGCGCAGCAGAUCCUCGCGACGCGCGAGCCGCGCCUCCCGAGCCCGACCUUCAUCACGGCCUACCUUACCGCCUUCCGCGAGCAGGCGCCGCCGGCGCUCCCGGCCAACCCGGCCCAGGGCGACCGCACGCUCCAGCUCGCGUUCGAGGCCCUGUCGGCCAAGGACUUUACGCACGCCCUGUCGCUCUUCAACGAGGCGCUCGACCAGGGCGUCACGCAGGCCCCGGCUCGCGCCGCCGCCCUCAACAUGCGCGCCACGUUCAAGUUCAUCAUGAGCGACGCCGAGGGUGCGCUCGCCGACCUCGACGCCGCGACCGACGUCGACCCGGACAGCGCGCAGAGCUGGGUCAAGAAGGCGAGCGUCCACAUGGAGCUCGGCCGCCCGGACGACGCUAUGCAGGACUUUGAGCGCGCCCUUGCCAUCAACGCCAAUAACGCCGAUGUCUUCUACCACCGCGGCCAGGUCUACUUCAUCACGGGCGAGUUCGACAAGGCGAUCGCCGAGUACCGCAAGUCGAGCGAGCUCGACCCGUCGUUCAUCUUCUCGCACAUCCAGCUCGCCGUCGCGCAGUACAAGAGCGGCUCGACCGAGAAGGCGCUGCACCAGUUCCGCCGACUCGUCGAGAAGAACCCGCAGAGCCCCGAGGUGCACAACUACUACGGCGAGCUGUUGCUCGACCAGCAGCAGUUCACUGAGGCGGUCGCCCAGUUCGACAAGUCGAUCGAGCUGUCCAAGUUCACCGUGCCGCGCAACGUCCUGCCCAUGGUCAACAAGGCGCUCGCCAUCUUCCAGCACCGCCAGGACUUUGUCGAGGCCGAGAAGAUCUGCCGCGAGGCGGUCGCCAUCGACGAGCAGUGCGACGUCGGCGUCGCGACCCUCGCCCAGCUCCUCCUCCAGCAGAACAAGGUGCACGACGCUGUCGAGAUGUUUGAGCGCAGCGCCGAGAUGGCUCGCACCGAGCCCGAGCUCGUCAACGCCCUCACGUACGAGAACGCUACCCGAGCCCAGCUCGCGUUCCUGUCCGAGUACCCGGAGCAGGCGACUCGCCUCGGACUGAACCGGACAAACUAGUCGCUCGUUCCACCUCGACCUAUCCUUCCUGUGCAAGCCCUCUUUCGUUCCACCCCUCGCCCCCCUCCCCCUUCCUCUCGCUAGCUCCCUCUCUCCCGUUGUUGCGCGCGUGCGGCCUGAAAUGUACAUGCUCCUCCUCCUGUC
Molecule: messenger RNA, 1974 nt
Organism: Rhodotorula graminis WP1
Lineage: Eukaryota; Fungi; Basidiomycota; Microbotryomycetes; Sporidiobolales; Sporidiobolaceae
Exons: 6
Coding region: 1-1830 (609 amino acids)
Molecular function (GO): protein binding
Source: RefSeq, a predicted model, not a curated record